Molecule: messenger RNA, 1722 nt
Organism: Anthostomella pinea
Lineage: Eukaryota; Fungi; Ascomycota; Sordariomycetes; Xylariales; Xylariaceae
Source: the annotation of a GenBank genome assembly
AUGUCUUACGGUGGUGGUUACGGCGGUGGCCGCAGCGGCGGCUCUGGCGGUGGCGGCUACCGAUCUGGUGGUCGCGACGAUUACAGCGGCGGCGGCGGCGGAUACUCUAACGGCGGCGGUGGUGGCGGCUACGGUGGUAGCGGAGGCUACUCCGGCGGUGGUGGUGGUUAUGGCGGUGGUGGUGGUGGUGGUGGUGGCUACGGCGGCGGCGGCGGCGGUGGUGGUUACGGUGGUGGCGCUGGCGGUGACCGAAUGAGCCAACUUGGUGCCGGCCUCAGCAAGCAGUCGUGGGACAUGAACACUCUUCCCAAGUUCGAGAAGUCCUUCUACAAGGAAGACGACGCUAUCGCCAACCGACCUGAUAGCGAAGUUGAGCGAUUUCGACGCGACCAUCAAAUCGCCGUUACCGGUACCGAUGUCCCCAAGCCUGUCGAGACCUUCGACGAGGCUGGCUUCCCCCGAUACGUCAUGGACGAAGUCAAGGCCCAGGGCUUCCCUGCUCCUACCGCCAUUCAGUCCCAAGGAUGGCCCAUGGCUCUUUCCGGUCGUGAUGUUGUUGGUAUUGCCGAGACUGGUUCUGGAAAGACUCUUACGUAUUGUCUUCCCGCUAUUGUCCACAUCAACGCACAACCGCUCCUCGCUCCUGGUGAUGGACCCAUCGUUCUUGUUCUGGCACCUACCCGAGAGUUGGCCGUCCAGAUUCAACAGGAAAUCACCAAGUUCGGAAAGUCCUCCCGCAUUCGCAACACCUGCGUUUACGGUGGUGUUCCCCGUGGUCCCCAGAUCCGUGACCUCACUAAGGGUGUCGAGGUCUGCAUUGCGACCCCCGGCCGUCUGAUUGACAUGCUCGAAGGUGGCAAGACCAACCUUCGCCGUGUUACCUACCUAGUCCUCGAUGAGGCUGAUCGCAUGCUUGACAUGGGGUUUGAACCUCAGAUUCGCAAGAUCGUUGGCCAGAUCCGUCCCGACCGUCAGACUCUCAUGUGGUCUGCAACAUGGCCCAAGGAAGUCCGAGCAUUGGCAUCCGAGUUCCAAACGAACUUCAUCCAGGUCAACAUUGGUUCCCUGGAACUCUCUGCUAACCAUCGCAUUACCCAAAUCGUCGAAGUUGUAUCCGAGGGUGAGAAGCGUGAUCGCAUGAUCAAGCACAUGGAGAAGGUCAUGGAAACCAAGGAAAACAAGGUUCUCCUCUUCGUUGGUACCAAGCGUGUUGCCGACGAAAUCACUCGAUUCCUUCGACAAGACGGAUGGCCCGCACUCUCGAUCCACGGUGACAAGCAGCAGAACGAGCGUGACUGGGUUCUUGAUCAAUUCAAGACUGGAAAGAGUCCCAUCAUGGUUGCUACCGACGUGGCUUCUCGUGGUAUCGAUGUUCGCAACAUCACUCACGUGAUCAACUAUGAUUACCCGAACAACUCGGAGGACUACAUCCAUCGCAUUGGCCGUACCGGUCGUGCUGGCGCCAAGGGCACGGCCAUCACCCUGUUCACUACUGACAACUCGAAGCAGGCUCGUGAUCUAGUCAACGUCCUCCAGGAAGCUAAGCAGCAGAUCGACCCGAGACUAGCCGAGAUGGCCAGAUACGGUGGUGGCGGCGGUGGAGGCCGGUAUGGCGGACGAGGCUUCGGCGGAGGCCGUGGCGGCGGAGGUCGUGGAGGUGGUCGUGGCGGCGGCGGCGACGACGGUGCUAACAGCAUGCCUCUAGGCCGAGGACGAUGGUAA